AUGGGAGCCUACAAGUACCUCGAGGAACUCUGGAAGAAGAAGCAGUCUGACGUGCUGCGCUUCCUUCUUCGUGUGCGCACGUGGGAGUACAGACAGCUUCCCGCUGUCCACAGAUGCACGCAGAGCACUCGCCCCGACAAGGCGCGUCGUCUUGGCUACAAGAAGAAACAGGGCUUCGUGAUCUACCGUGUCCGCGUGAGAAGAGGAGACAGAAAGAAGCAAGUUCACAAGGGCAUUGUGUACGGAAAGCCGAAAAACCAGGGUGUUCGUAAGCAGAAGUCAUCUCGCAACUUGCGCGCCGUGGCGGAGGAGAAGGUUGGCCGAAAGAUCUGCGGAGGUCUGCGCGUGCUGAACAGCUACUGGGUGGGCCAGGAUGCCGUGUACAAGUACUACGAAGUGAUUUUGGUGGACCCGGCGCACAACGCGAUCCGCAACGAUCCACGCAUCAACUGGCUCUGCAAACCCGUGAUGAAGCACAGAGAGUGCAGAGGCCUCACCUCUGCGGGCAAGAAGUACCGCGGCCUGAGAACCAAGGGCAGCGGCGCCGCUCGUCUGCGCCCGUCCCGCCGCGCCUGCUGGAAGAAGAGACAGGCGCUCCGCCUCCGCAGAUACCGAUAA
Molecule: messenger RNA, 618 nt
Organism: Neospora caninum
Lineage: Eukaryota; Apicomplexa; Conoidasida; Eucoccidiorida; Sarcocystidae
Exons: 3
Coding region: 1-618 (205 amino acids)
Biological process (GO): cytoplasmic translation
Cellular component (GO): ribosome; cytosolic large ribosomal subunit
Molecular function (GO): RNA binding; structural constituent of ribosome
Source: RefSeq, a predicted model, not a curated record